Molecule: messenger RNA, 1008 nt
Organism: Racocetra fulgida
Lineage: Eukaryota; Fungi; Glomeromycota; Glomeromycetes; Diversisporales; Gigasporaceae
Source: the annotation of a GenBank genome assembly
AUGUCUAAGCCGCGAUUUUUUACUGGUAUUCAGCCAACUGGUUUGUUAACCCUAGGUCAUUAUUGCGGAGUAAUUCGUCACCUUGUUUCGCUCCAAGAUAAUUACGAAGUGAUUAUUAUGAUCGCUGAUCUACAUGCUUUCACGGUUCCUAAUUCUGUCCUAAAUUAUCACGAAAGAUGUUAUGAAAUGGCCGCACUUCUUUAUGCAUGCGGCUUAAAAGAAGAAAAUUGUAAAAUCUUUUGUCAAUCCCAAGUGCCUGAACACUUGUUUCUGGCUCAUUUGUUAUCCCCUUUUGUUACGGUUGGUUCCUUGUCGCACAUGAUUCAAUACAAGGAAAAAAAGAAAAAUGAGGAAACAGGCAACCUAGCCUUAUUGUCUUACCCCGUAUUAAUGGCGGCCGAUAUUCUCCUUUAUGAUGCGGAUUUAGUAAUUGUUGGCCAAGACCAAAGACAGCACUUAGAGUUAACUAGCAUUAUUGCUCGUAAGUUCAAUAAUUUUUUUGGGCAAAAUUUAUUAAAAAUUCCCCAGUUUAUCAUCCCGGAUCAAGGGGCAAAAAUAAUGGAUUUGCGAAAUCCAACAAAAAAAAUGUCGAAAAGUGAAACCGACCACAUUUCCUUAUUGGAUACACCCGAAAUCAUUAAAAAAAAAGUGGCUCGGGCGGUUACGGACUCAGAAAACAAAAUCUAUUACCACCCCAGAAAAAAGCCCGGACUUUCGAACCUACUAACUAUUUAUGCUCUCCUGAAUGGUUGGGAAAUAAGCGAAGCUGAGAAAAAUUUAACUGGGCUUGGUUAUGACCAAUUUAAAUCAAAACUUACGCAAUUAGUUAGUGAUAAACUCGUCGCCAUCCAGAAAAAUUAUGAUUUUUGGCGAACUAUGAUUGAAGUAUUGUUAGAAAAAAACACCAAUUAUUUACGGACACAAGCCGGAAACAAAGUCAAUUUGCUGAAAAAAGAAUUAAAAAUCUUUUCACUGCCUAGAAAAAACGGUAAAGAACAAAAUAAUUAG